CAGAAAGAGGUGAGAGAUUGAGAAGAGUGUAGGAAGCAGAGGCAGAGAAGAGAGAAGAGAGAAGAGAGAAGAGAGAAGAGAGCAGCAUCGGAAUUGGAUCUGAAAAAUGGGUGGAGGAAUGGAAGCAAACAAGAACAAGUUCAUAGAGGAUUGGGGCACUGCCAGAGAGAAUCUCGAAUUCAAUUUCCGUUGGACUCGCCGCAACCUCGCUCUUGUCGGCAUCUUCGGCGUCGCCAUUCCCCUAAUCGUCUACAAAGGCAUCGUUCGAGAAUUCCAUAUGCAAGAUGAAGAUAAUGGUAGACCGUACAGGAAGUUCCUGUGAGAAUAUGGAGGGUGCUUUGUAAUAAGGGGUUAUAUAAGUUAGACCUUGAUAUGAUAUGAGGCUACAAAUGUGUAUUUUCCUUAAUUCGCAAGGGAUUGUUUGCUUUAAAGUACUGUAGACCUUUCAAACUAAUCCAUGUUUGGCUGUUUUCAUUGACAUUUGUGUUA
Cajanus cajan (pigeon pea) is the source of this 489-nucleotide messenger RNA. Its product is annotated as neuronal acetylcholine receptor subunit alpha-5. Gene Ontology annotation, cellular component: respiratory chain complex I. The record is from RefSeq and is a predicted model, not a curated record. Lineage: Eukaryota; Viridiplantae; Streptophyta; Magnoliopsida; Fabales; Fabaceae.